AUGUCCAGGCUGCUCGCUCUCUUCACCGUCUUCUCUCUCGUCGCCGUCGCCACGCUCUAUUAUGCCGGUAUCGACACGCUCAACACUCUCUCGCCGCAAGGAUGUCGCAUGUCCUGGAUGUGGCCGUCGUACAUUCUACAGUCCCGCUUCGAUCAUUCGUGGACACCGCUAGCGCGUCGCUACAGCCUAUGGCUUUACCGUGAAGGCAAUCUCGAAACCAGCGAGCUUCACGGCUCGCCCGUACUCUUUAUUCCCGGAAAUGCGGGGUCCUCGCACCAGGUCCGCUCUAUAGCGUCCUCUGCCGCUAAUCAGUACUUCUCGGCCCUACACGAAGUGUCGCCUGAAUUUCUGAGCAAGGGAUACAAACCCCUCGACUUCUUUGCUGUGGAGUACAACGAAGACUUCUCCGCCUUCCAUGGUCCCACCAUCGACUCGCAGACGGCGUAUGCCAAGCGGGCCAUCGACUACAUACUCUCACAAUACCCAGCAGAUACUUCCAUCAUCGUCAUGGGUCACUCUAUGGGGGGCAUAGUCGCGACGGCUCUGCUGCCCAACCCAUUCAUCUCCGCGAUCAUCACCAUGUCGACACCACAUACUCUGCCCCCCGUACGGUUUGACCGCCGUAUCGAUCACAUAUAUGCCGACAACCUCAAGGACCUAGGGUCCGAUCCGACCCCUUUGCUAUCUCUAUGCGGCGGCGCGACAGACCUCAUGAUUCCAUCCGAAUCAUGCAUCCUUCCUGCUCUUCCUAGCCUCGACAAUACCUCUGUAUACCGCCGCACAGUAUUCACUAGUGCUCUGGAAGGCUGCUGGACUGGGGUGGGUCAUCUUGCCAUGGUAUGGUGCCACCAGGUGCGUUGGCGCAUCGCGCGAGCGGCGCUCGAGAUUGCUGCGUCGCCUUCAAUGGAAGCUCGUGCUGCGGCCAUGGAUCUUUGGCUACGCGACGGGCACACCCUACCUCCUGCACAUACGCCGUCUGACAUCCUGCGUCUGCAUCCUGGAGGAUACAACGCUGUCCCGCCCAAUCAGCACCUUCUUAUCCGCAAUCCCUCUGACACGCAGUCGUACAUGCUCCCUGUGCCAGAUCCUGAAGAUGGCCUCACGUCGGCUAAAUUCAUCCUAUAUGCUUCACAAGGCUCCAUACCUCCUGUUGCGCCUCACCGCCCUCUGCCGUUCCGUGCAACCGUUUAUAUCUGCCCGAAUUCUGAUUCACUCACCUGUUCUCCGCUGCCUCCUGACACAUUGAAGCUUAUUCCGAGUCCUGUGAUGGGCGCGCCGUUCCCCGUCCCAGAUGCGGGCUCCGACGAGUCGGAAGGCGUAGUACUCUUUGAGGCGGACGUCCUCCUCAGUACGCAUUCGAGCAUUGUCGUCAAAAUUGACUCCGGGGACAAAAAAGGCUGGGUAUUCGGCGGUUUCGCUGAUAGCGAGCUUGUGCUUGCGGAAGUCGGCCUUUCAAGGCUCUUGUUUUCUUCGGCCCGUAUACCGAUACCAAAUGGCAUCCGUACGGAAGUGCAGCUACCAAGACUGCCGGCAAACGCACUUCUUGUGUAUCGCCUCACCCCCGGGUAUGACCCGGAGUCGACUUGUUCAGUUGAUACGCUGUUCCUUCCGCUCCUCACACACACUGCGCACCCAUCGGAGACGCAUUAUCACUCCCUUGCGCCGUCCUUCCCUAGGCGAAUUCUAUUGCAUACCCAUGCGUCCGCACCUUACAUCGCGUCUCAAUAUCACGACGGGCACAAGAUAACCAUUCACUCAUCGGGCGAAUGCUGGGUUGAUGAAAUCGAGCUGAGCGUAGAUUGGUGGGCAAGCAUCGGGCGAUGGGGUGCCCGGUAUGGCACUGCGGCGGUGUGCUGGACGGUCGGCAUUGUCGCAGCUCUGAUGUGGGACUGGUGGCGGUUGGUGGAAGGAGGCGCCCCCAUACCGGAUGUCCGUAGCUCACUCAGCUACUUCGCCCGCAGACGACUCCCUUGGAUGAUGCUCCUCUCGUACUUCGUUUCCCUCUUGCCUCUCCGUGUCGGCCUCUGGCUUGGCAACCGAGGCAAUGCUGCAUUUGCUCCCUUCUCAGCGCUCAUACUGCCUAUCGCCUUCGGUCUUGUCUGCGUAAUGUGGUGGCUGUUACUCGUCUUGAUGUGGCCGCUGCGGGUCGUUCACAAGCGAUUCGGGAGACGCAGAGAAGAUGCGGUGUCGCGUAGGCCUAUGACUACCCUGGUCUCCAUGGGUGUCAUUUUCCUGGUCAUCUUCGUGUUGGUGCCAUGGCAGGUGGCAUUCCUUGGAUGCUGGUUGAUUCAUUUCUACACGUGUGCUGCCUCCCUUGCCGAGUUAUCACUGGUGCCGGCGCACCCCACUGGCGCCGAAGCGGUUCCCCUCGUGCCUCUCGCAUCGGAAUUGUCCCAAAGCCCAGAGCCACCAUCCUCCGAACGCCCAGACGAUGAGCCAAGUCCUCCGUCAUCAGCCGCACGUAUACCUCCAGUACAAGUGGUCAACGCCCACCUACACAUCCUGCUGCUCAUGACAUGGCUGCUACCGCUCGUAGCACCCGUGUUAGCGGUCUGGGUGCGCACCCUUGCAACCGCGGGGCUGACGACGCCCUUCGACGGGGACCAUAACUUCCUGUAUGUUGCGCCGUUCCUCGUCCUCGUCGAGGCACUGGGCGGCAGCGACGCAGACCGAUACGUAAAAGCUCUCUUCGAGAGAAAAGAACGCGUGUCGCCGAGAUGGGGACUCGCUGGGCUCGCCGGGGUUGCGUUCUUCUUGGGCCCGAGGACGACGUACUAUGUGUUUGAGACGGCGAGCGUCGCGAUCGGGUGGGCUGUGGUGAAGCGGAUUAGCCCUUUCUAUUGGAGUAGACGGUCGUUGGUACGACGCAGUUAG
Trametes versicolor FP-101664 SS1 is the source of this 2874-nucleotide messenger RNA. RefSeq names its product GPI-inositol-deacylase. Gene Ontology annotation, molecular function: phosphatidylinositol deacylase activity. NCBI's taxonomy places the organism in Eukaryota, Fungi, Basidiomycota, Agaricomycetes, Polyporales, Polyporaceae. The transcript has 8 exons. Gene Ontology annotation, cellular component: endoplasmic reticulum. The record is from RefSeq and is a predicted model, not a curated record. Bases 1 to 2874 code for a protein of 957 amino acids. Gene Ontology annotation, biological process: GPI anchor metabolic process; endoplasmic reticulum to Golgi vesicle-mediated transport.